Molecule: messenger RNA, 2427 nt
Organism: Halteromyces radiatus
Lineage: Eukaryota; Fungi; Mucoromycota; Mucoromycetes; Mucorales; Cunninghamellaceae
Exons: 5
Coding region: 48-2294 (748 amino acids)
Biological process (GO): protein transport
Cellular component (GO): cytoplasm
Source: RefSeq, a predicted model, not a curated record
UAUGCUGCGGUUUUUUUCUUGACAUUUAAAAAUACUGCUUCUAUGUAAUGUUAAGUCUUACAAAAUCAACAAAAAAUAUUGACAUUCAACUUGAAGAAGAAAAAUAUUACUUUCCUGGUCAAAUAAUCAAAGGUGUUAUCAAUGUACAUCCCAAACAUCCAACGAAAACGAAUAAUAUAGUUUUGAAGUUUACUGGUGAAUUUUCUUUAUCUUUAAAGGAAAAAGAUACUAUUUGUCUAUUUCAAAACACAAAGAUCAUCAAUGUGAACUCCUCCGACGAAGAACAAACCAAAUCCAUUAUUCUAGAAUCCAAGUUAUAUACCUUCCCUUUUGAAUUCUUGGUACCAAAUGAUAUUCAACUUCCUAGUACGAUGGAUUUUAACAAGAAAACUCGUAUUCGAUAUACACUCUCGGCAUUACAUGAUAAACAUAUGGUUCCUGAAUCGCUUUGUCCAAAGGUAGAUUAUCCCGUACAUAUAUUGGAAUUUAUCGAUAUUGAUGACAAGAAGUACAAAAUACCACAACUCAAGACUUCUCAUGUGCCAUUAUCCAAUAUCAACAAUCCAUCAUCAUCAUCAUCAUGUAUUAUCCGGGUUUCUAUUCCACGUUAUGGUUUUACACGCGGUGACAUUGUCCCUCUCUCCUUGGUCAUUCAUCAUAUCGAACCUAUUACUCUUUCCGAAGCUAUUGAUAUUAGUUUGAUUCGUACUGUGGAAAUUCGAAACAAUAAAAUCAAUCAAACCAAAGAAGAUAUACUUAAAUCAAUAAAAUGCGAUAUCGAUAUCAACGGUACAUCAUCACACUUCUCUCAAGCCAUGAAACGCCAGCUGUUGGUUCCAACAUCAACACCUCCGUCGACGCAAUUCAGGGACAACUUGUUACAAAUUCAGUAUAAAGUCCGCGUUAAUGCCCAACUUCAGGCCAACAAUCAACAAAAAGACAAGAAAACUCAACAAGACGGUACUUGUACUAUCGAUAUUCCUAUUGUUAUUGGUACUUAUCCUCGCGCAUCCAUUCCAAUUGAUGACGAUGACGACAAUAACGACAAUGAUAUAUAUCUUGAAACAGAUUUUAUUGAUAUGGCAACCAAUAGCAUUUCUUCUGAAAGCAACUUGAAUGAUUCUAGUAGUAUCAUUAGUGAUGACAGGAACGCUGGCAGUACUAUCAGCAGUCUCUAUUUAUCACAAGUUGAACAGCAUCACAUUAUGGAAAGUGACCAGAUUCGCCAACUGAAAAAGUACUCCUCUGAAUCAUCAUCAGGUAACUCAUCUUCUUCCACCAUCAAGCUCACAGCAAGACCUACACAUGGCAGCGACAUAGGAAAUGGUACUGUUGGCCGCUCUGAUUCUUUGGCUUCAAGAACAUCCAAUAAAUCUAGUUCAUCCUUCUCAUCCUAUCGAUCGAAUCAAUCUUGGGAAAACUCUUCGCCAUCGUUAUCACGGAACACCUCAUUUAGCACCAAUGUCUCUCUUACCGAUACUAAUAAAUCGCCCGUGAUUACCGUGAAUUUACCUUCUACAUCCGAAACAAUCGUUAUGACAGCUACACCAUGUUUUGACGACAAUAUCAACAAAAAUAUAUCACCAUUACCACAUCAUCGCGGGUCCGAUCCAACUGGUAUGGUUCUUCAACCUGUUUCUGCACAACGACAUUCUUAUCAUGAUCGAGAUCAACCUUCAGGGAAAAAUAGUGAUGCUUCAUUCAUUGACCAUCAAAAACGACACUCUAUCACAUUGUCAUCAUCGCAGUCAUCAAUAUCGGAAAAUUCGUUUAGCGUUACCAACAACUCAUCAACCAAUAUCACACUCUUAGCAGCGUCUUCAGCUUCACCACCAGUAGCCUCUAUUAUUACCUCUCGACAUCAUCACUCAUCAACUUCAUUAAGUUCUUCUUUCCACAACAACGAAAUAUCAAUGAAGAAUCAUCCUGGUUCAAGAUCACCAACACUUCCAUUACCUGCUAUGAAUCCAACAACCAUAAUGUUACAACCUGUGGAAAAUAAUGUGGAUAAGCGACCAUCAGUAUCAUCAGUGCCGCAAUCGCCAAUGAAGAAGGCUAUUGAUGUUACAAUGCCGGAUGUAUUAGGUAGUCGGGACAGGAUUCGCAAGGAUACAAUGGAUAGUUAUCAAAAUAAUAGAAAUGGCAAUGAUGAUGAUGAUGAUGACGACUAUGACAACGACGAUGACGAUGAUGAUUAUGAUGAAAGUGAUCUACUGGCAAUUGUCAAGAAAAAACAAGAACAAAUUCUUUUGGAUGAACAGACUCGAUUACGCAUAACAGAAAUGAAAAUUUAGUUAAUAUAUUUAUUCUUUUACUACAUUACUUUUUAUUUUUAUUUUAUACCCCCCUUUUUAUUUAUUUAUUUAUUGUUAUUACUAUUAUUGUUAUCUUUACUAUAUAUAUAUAUCGUUUUCUUUGUACAGUGAU